Messenger RNA from Spodoptera frugiperda (fall armyworm), 2108 nucleotides. RefSeq names its product regulator of G-protein signaling 20 (gene Dhit). The transcript has 7 exons. Bases 995 to 1828 code for a protein of 277 amino acids. NCBI's taxonomy places the organism in Eukaryota, Metazoa, Arthropoda, Insecta, Lepidoptera, Noctuidae. The record is from RefSeq and is a predicted model, not a curated record.
AGCGGCGCGCCAUGUAGUGGAGUGUGCAGUGUGCUCGGUAGUAGCCCGGCUCCGGAGCGGCGACCGGCGUGUAUGUGUCAUCGCAGGGCGUAGCGAGUGUCCGGAUGUAGGGCUGCGAGUGCGCCGUUGUUUACAAUGCUGUGCGGCGGCGCGGCGCACCGAUAUAGCGUGGCGCAGUAAACACGCCGCGCGCGCCUCAAUGAGGACGCGCUAUAAAUACUCUGCCGCCCGCGCCGCGCCCGCGCGCCGACCCUCACCUACUACCCUCCAAACGCUGUUUAUUUUCGCGUCAUCGCUGCAGCCGUGUCUUCCGCGCCAGCUGCUCGCUCUGUACUCCCCGCCAUGGACCACCGGCCCACUACUACUCCGCUUCAUUCAAUACACCUAACGAACUCCCGCGCGCCGAGACCAUGUCAUUACAUGAAUGUAACAGGUCGAUGCAGACCUACGUAAUGUAUAACUUUCUUUAAACGUUGCUCCACACGUCCACACCACAUCUCCCGUGUCGUGGGUGCGUUUACCAACAUACAAUUUCAUAUGUACUUGCCCUUCACACCCAGACUCGGAAAAACAAUUUAGCACCCGAAGAAUGGGUAUUUAGUACAUUGUGUAUAUACGUGGACAAUGAUUCCAAUGUAGGUAUAGGUACGUAGGAUAAAAAUAAUUGAUGGAAAAAUAUUAAUUACCAUAACGCAGUUACUUACCAUUUUACUUGUACAAAACAAAUAGUUUACUCCUAUAUGGAUAGUACACAGUGAACAGUGAGAAUGUGUCAGGAGUGAGUGUACAAGACACGACGACGUUAGCCAGGCGCAGGGCAGAGCAGGGCGUCGCCCGCUGCGACUACAUACACCGGCAGUACGUCUCGGGCGGGCACGGGGCACCGCGCCGCACUCUACGUGUAGGUGCGCGCUGGCCCUCUCACGGGCCCUCCGGAGGACAUGUUGCCGCAGUGUGCGGCACGCGCACGCGUACCGCCCAAGGAUCGUGCGAGAUGUUCACAUGGCGAUGCGCUAUGAUGUGCAGUCUGGCAGCGCUGGCGCGCGGCUGCCGGCCCGCCGCCGCCGCCGCCAAGCCCUGCUGCCUGUGCUGGUGCUGCUGCUGCUCGUGCUCCUGGGCUAAAUGCCUGGCGGUGCGCGGCUCGGAGGGCGGGCCCGGCAAGAAGCCGGGCGACGCCGGCCCCACGGAGCCGCCGCUCAGCGACGGAGACGCGCCGCCCACGUUAGAGGAGAUCCAGAGCUGGGGCCAGUCGUUCGACCGCCUCAUGCGCAGCGCUGCCGGACGGAAAGUGUUUCGCGACUUCCUACGCGGCGAGUACUCCGAGGAGAACAUAAUGUUUUGGCUCGCGUGUGAAGAGCUCAAGCGCGAGACAGACCCCGACGCCGUCGAGGAGAAGGCGCGCUUCAUCUACGAGGACUACAUCUCCAUCUUGUCGCCCAAGGAGGUGUCGCUGGACUCGCGCGUGCGGGAGAUCGUGAACCGCAACAUGGUGGAGCCGACGCCGCACACGUUCGACGAGGCGCAGCUGCAGAUCUACACGCUGAUGCACCGCGACUCCUACCCGCGCUUCGUCAACUCGCCGCUGUACAAGACGCUCGCGCGCCUGUCCAGCGCCGAGCCGCCGCCGAGCGCGCCGUCUGCAGCCACGGCGCACGCCAACUCCACACCCACCGCGCCCAAUGCGCCCACUGCGCCCACCGCGCCCACUGCGCCCAGUGCAGCCGGCGCGCCCGGUGCGCCCGGCGCGGCCCCCGCGGUGCCGACGCCCGCGGCGUCCCCGGCGCAGCCCGUGUCCCCGGCACAGGCGCAGGCACCGAGCGUGCAGUGACGUCAUCGCACACCUCCUCACGUGUAAAUAGACUCGAUAUACAUUCAUUUAAACGGGUACUAAUUUUGUACAUAGCUAGGUUAAGUGUCUCGAGUAGGAGCGGCGCGCGCCGCCGCGGCCACUUCGCUGGUCCACCGACCCGCGCGCCCCGCGCCCCGCGCCCGCGCCCCGCGUCCGCGCUCGCGCCCCGCGGCCGUUAGUGCGCGUCUAGUUAGAAGCAAUAAAGGUGGACCAAUUAAGUUUGCCGAGGAGUCAACGAAUAAAUCAAUCAGUUAAUGUA